AAUCUGAAGCUGCACUAACUCAUCUUUUUUUUUUUUUUACUAUCUCCACGCUCAAAUAUCUGCUUGUCCUUUUCACUGCUUCUGUGUUUAUCUGUUCUGCUUCUGCACAACACCGACCCUUCAACCCUUCCCUUUAUAUCUCUCUUUGAAUUUUGUGCAACCAAGUUUUUCUUUUCUUCUCUUUUUCAUUCCUUUUUUCUUCUUCCUUUUUUUAUCUCUCCAUAAUGAUUCUCUAGCUUCUGAUACCACUUAUCUUUCAAGAAACAGAGUGAAUCACAACAAUGGAUUCAAAUUCCGGUUAUCAACAACCCAGUUCUGGGUUACUUCGCUUUCGCUCUGCCCCUGCUCCAGUACUCGCGAAUUUCAAACAAGGGGAAGGUGUUGCUCCCAAUAAUGGAACCUCAUGGGAAGGUUCUGAACCGGGUUUGAGAUUUUUCAAUUCCGGUGACGGCAACAAUACAGCGUCGCUUAGCUUACGAGAAUUCGUGGAUAAUAAUAAGCCUUCUAAUGAUAAUAAAGCACACAACGAGUCAUCUAUAUCAUCACCUUUGAGUCGCAUGAAUUCUCAGCAGUGUUAUACAUACAGUACUUCUUCUGUUUUACCUCUGAGGCAUAACUCUAGUGUUAGUUCGUCGAUGAUGAUGGGUUCUAUGGGAACGGAGCAAGUCAAAACCUUCAAUUCUCAUCUUCUCAGGCAGAGUAGUUUUCCUGCCGGUCAUUUUUUUAACAACAUCGCCUUUCAGAAUGGAUAUGAUACUAUGAAAGGUGUUGGAAGCUAUGGUGGGGUGAAUGAGAGUGAUGAUGAACUUAGUCUAUCAAUGAACAGAAUGAAGAAUCAAAUUAGCUUCUCUUCAAUGUUAUCACAGACAUCCAAAAUGGGGAAUGAGGGAAUUGGAGCAACUAACACUGAUGAAGGGAGACCGGGGUGUAGCAAUGGUGAUGCUCGAUAUUAUGGCACAGGAUUCCCUUAUACUUCUUGGAAUGAGACAUCACACCUCUCAGAUAAAUUCGUUGGCUCGAAAAGACAGCGAAAUAGUAAUGAUGAGUUACUUUCUGAUGUACAGAAUGGAGAGCUAGGAAAUCAAGUGCAUACGCUAUCGCAUCACUUGAGUUUGCCAAGCGCAUCAUCAGAGAUCUUUUCUAUGGAAAAAAUGCUUCAGUUCCCAGAUUCUGUUCCUUGUAAAAUCAGAGCAAAGAGAGGCUUUGCUACUCAUCCUCGAAGCAUUGCCGAAAGGGUGAGAAGAACUAGAAUCAGUGAACGAAUAAGAAAAUUGCAAGAGCUUGUUCCAAACAUGGAGAAGCAAACCAGCACAGCAGACAUGUUGGACUUGGCUGUAGAGUACAUAAAAGAUCUUCAGAAACAAUUCAAGACUCUGGGUGAAAAACGAGCAAAAUGCAAAUGUGUAAACAUGAAAAAGUCAGAAACAGAUCAAAUUACUUGAUUUUCUUUUGUACAGGUGUAUAUGCAAGCAUGGAUAGGACCUCGGGUCUUAUAUUUUCAAGUGAUGAAAAAUAAGUAGGGAAAAAAAGCUAAUAUAAGAUGCUGUUGUCUUCAUUGUGUGUAACAAAGCAGAAAGGCAGUUUUUAUCUCUUCGCCACAACAUUGUGGCAUUUUAAGUUAACGAGGGUAUCAACCGCGUAGACAAUAAAGCAAAUAGUUUAAUUUGUAGUUUUGUAUACAAGAAUUCUAAUGUAUUCAUUUUGACAUUAUUCUUUUUUCCUCCCUAUAGUUAUGAAAGAUUUCGCACAGAAUUUGGAUGAGGAAUGAUGGUCGCUUCUCAAUUCUCAUUGAAUUGAUGCAUUAUCAAUGAGAAUGAAUGUAUGAAAGGAUUGUGCAUGACAAUUCAUGGAGAGCAUUUUAACUUACUUGCAUGCUUGGGAUGAUAGAUUCUUGCACAUAGAUAACUGGAAAAGAUUACAGAAUCUAACGUAUAAGUUUUUAGCAAAUUGUUUUUAAACUGCUAAAUUGAUUUGAAAAAUAAGAUAAAAUAAGUUUAUAUUAUUUUUUGAUUCGAUUUUCAGUUUUUUUAAAUUGAAUUGAAUUAAACUAUUUAAAAUAAAUUUAUAUUAUUUUUAUAUUCAUAAUAUCGUGAUGUUGUAUGAAUAUAUAUUCUCUUUCAUCUUCUUUAUUAAUAAUUUAUCAUUUUUAUAUUUAUAUUUUUAAAUUAUUAUUUUUCUUUAUUUUUUAAUUUUCAACAGAUUCAUUUCAAUUAUUAAAUUACUAGUUACUAUAAUUUUAAAAAUAAAAUAAUGUAAUAAUAAAUAAAAAUUGAAAGAACUUAUUCACACCAAAUUAAUUUUUUAUUUUCCGAAAAUUAAAAUAAUUUUUAAGUAAAAAUAAAUAUGAACUAAUGUCAAAACUGAUAACCAUCUCCGUGUCCGUGGCUUUAUCGCAUUCUAACUGACAACACCGGUUUAUAACAUAGUAAGUGUAUUGCAUUCCAUUUUGGCGGCUAUUUGCUUCGUACUUGUUUUCAAGUUGCAUUUUAAUAUACAUGGCCUGGAAAUAGAAUAUAUGGUGUAUUAGGUAAAUUACGUGACAUGUAGUUGAAAUUAUUAUAUAAAAUUAAUUACCAUUCUAAGUAAUUAUGGCGGUCAGAUUGCAAAUUUUCUUUUAUAAACCUCUUGACCCAAUGUAAAUGACUUGACUUUAAUGAACUCAUAAAAAUAAAUAAAUCUGGGGCACACAGGUUAUCCACGUACACUGCAAUAAUAAGACAAAUAGCUUAUAUUAUUUUUUAAUAUAUAUUUUUGUUAUUGGAGUUUUAAAUAAAUAAAGUAUACAGAUAUAUUUACUAAUACCAAGUAAGUAGUUGGCGGAGGCUAUUUUAAAUUAAUUGUUACUCGUGAUAGUGUGGAUAACCUCGAGUUUGCUCGACUCCAAUUAUUCAGAAGUAGUUUUAGGUAGUUUUAGACUUUUUUUUUUUAACUUUAAAUAACUUCUUUUAAAUAGUUAUAAAGCUUCAAAAAAAUAUCACGUCAUCAUUUAGUUAAAAACUUGAUAAUGAAAAAUACAAGAAACUGAAGUUACGUAUAAAAGAAGUCCAUUUCUAUAUAUUUGAGUUUUGUUUUUUCAAAUAUGCCAGUCUUAUUUCAUGAAC
Messenger RNA from Abrus precatorius (Indian licorice), 3101 nucleotides. RefSeq names its product transcription factor bHLH130-like. NCBI's taxonomy places the organism in Eukaryota, Viridiplantae, Streptophyta, Magnoliopsida, Fabales, Fabaceae. Gene Ontology annotation, molecular function: DNA-binding transcription factor activity, RNA polymerase II-specific; protein dimerization activity; RNA polymerase II cis-regulatory region sequence-specific DNA binding. Gene Ontology annotation, biological process: regulation of transcription by RNA polymerase II. The transcript is spliced from 6 exons. Gene Ontology annotation, cellular component: nucleus. The coding region runs from base 282 to 1442 and encodes 386 amino acids. The record is from RefSeq and is a predicted model, not a curated record.